CACUGCAUGACAUGAAGACUCGACCUGCUGGGAUCGGGAAUGUCAAUGCUGACUGGAUGGGGUCACUGCCCCCCAAACUCAGUGGCAUGCCCCUCAAACACCUCGCAGUUCCAGGGUCCCAUGAUUCGUUCACAUACUGGGUGGAUGUGCAUGCACCUGUAGGUCCUGAUCAGAAGGUCUACGUGAAAUACUUGGCCACAAUGUUUAGCGUUUUAGCCAAGAAGGUCAUGGUGAAGUGGUCCAUGACACAGAACCUGACGUUUAAAGAGCAACUGGAUGCAGGUAUUCGCUACUUUGAUCUCAGGGUCUCUUCUAAGCCAGGUGAGGCAGGGCUUGAGAUCUUCUUCAUCCAUGGUCUAUUUGGACACAAGGUGAGAGAUGGCCUCCUGGAAAUAGACUCCUUCUUGCGUAAGCACAGAAAAGAGGUAAUCUUCUUGGACUUCAAUCACUAUUAUGCGAUGGGCUCAGAGCACCACAAAUACCUCAUCAAGAUGCUUCAGGAAGUGUUCAGCAGUAAACUGUGUAAGAAGUGUGAGGUGGAGACUAUCACUCUGGAUUACCUCUGGGAGCACAAAUACCAGGUAAUCAUUUUUUACCAUCAUCCAUCAGCUCAGGGCAUCCCUGUCAUGUGGCCAGGGGACAAAAUCCCCGCACCAUGGGCAAACACCACUGAACCCAGCAAGCUUAUUCAGUUCCUGGAAACCACGCUGAAGCAAAGAGCCAAGGAGGGAUCAUUCCACGUGUCCCAGGCCAUUCUCACACCUCGGGCCCACACUGUAGCAAGGGGUUUGGUUUGGGGGCUGCGGAAUUAUUUGGUGGAAAGAAACCUCCCAGCCAUCAUGUCCUGGGUGGAGGUCCAGAGGCCAGGCUCAGAUGGGAUCAACAUUAUUACCUCUGACUUUGUGGAACUCACGGACUUUGCCAACAUUGUCAUAAGACUCAACAACUUGCUGUUGUCUGAACCCGACCCCAAAGCUAGAUGACAACAAUAAGACAAAGGUGUGCUCACUGUUACCACACAGUGUCUAUUGUCCAUUGACGGUGGUUAUUUGUAUUGUUCUUGAAAUACAGCUUUGCUACAUCUGAAAGCCCCCAUUUGCAGUUUUUCUGCUCAGGCCAAACCCUUGUCUAAUACACUUUAAAAGCAUUGCUUUGGGACUGCCGUUGCCCUGUCUAAUGGCCACGCAAUGCUUUGUUGCAUUCAUGUGGCAUCAACUGGCAAUUCUAAACCUUUUGAGUGUGCACCCAUCACAUGCCAAUUUUUGCAUUUAUUUCCUUUUAAAUUUUUUAUUUCCCAUAGCACUUAUCCUCAUUAGGGUCACAGGGAGCUGCAACCUAGCCCAGCUGACUCUUGGUGAAAGGGGGGUACACCAUGAACUAGUUGCUAGCCAAUCGCAGAGCACAUAAACAACCAUUCGUACUGACAUUGUCGGCUACAGCAAUUUUGGAUUUCAAUUUAACGUACCAUAAAUGUUUUUGGGACAUGGGAUGAAAUCAGAGUACCCAUAGAAAACCAACGCAGGCACAGGGUGAAUAUUCAAAUUCCACACAGGCGAGGGGGGUAGCUGUGUACCUUUCUACCAAGUAACUGUAUCUGUAAUUCAGAUUGACUUACAAGUUAUUUUAAUUUCACAACAUUAAAGAAUGGAAAUAGAAAGUUGCCCAUGGCACAGUAUAUAUCACUUUUUAACAUUCCAACCUGUUAUAAAAGUAUGAGAAGUUAUAAUUUAACUCAAUAAAGUUACAUUUUGAGAAUUUCCAUCAUACCCCCUGGAAGUCGUGUGUGAUAGUUAUAAUUGUUAUAAAAUAGUUCAACCCAUAAAUACACUACAAAUGUUAUACCAAAACACUUGAACAGCGUUUCAAAUGGUUACAAUUACCUUUCAGCGACGCACCUCCAAUAUUAAGUCUUAAAUACUGUGCUAUGUGCAGUAAGGGUGUUUUCGUUCUCAUUUUGUAUGUAUUUAUUUAUUUGUUUGUUUGUUUGUUUUUACUACCAUAAUGUGCACCUGGAGUUCUGUCCUUGCUCUUCAAAGCUAAAAUGAGACAAAGAAGUGAUUUAGAGAUUGGAAAAACUCACCAUGAGCUUUCUUUGGACCUUCGUGAGUCCUCGGCAGAAUAUUAUCAGCUCUAGCCAGCAACUUGGCAUAUCGUAUCCUCUGUUGUCCUUAUCCUUUUAUCAUCCUCCCUCAAGCAGCUCUUACUCAAAGCCAUUAGCCAAUUUAUCAUUGUUGGCCGUGCAUCUAUGCGCUAAGCUAAAAGCUAUAUAUGACCACUAGGUAACUAGCCUGUUGUAAGUCUAUCUCUACCUGGUUUUUUGACAUAAAGAUGCGUCAAGAGCCAGAAAAUUGUCUCAGCUCUAAUUUUGAAACCAACCUGGACACCGUCACAACAUGCCAGAGUGAGCCGUUCAACUACAUAUUUGCAAAUUUGCAAGUUAACGGUGAUGACAGUGAAGUAAUGCUUGACAGACAGAAGUGUUGACGGUAAACUUCUGUCUUUAUGCUACUUUACACAAGCACUCUGCAUAACAUCAUAAAAUAAUCACAUAUGCUGUAU
Molecule: messenger RNA, 2559 nt
Organism: Syngnathoides biaculeatus (alligator pipefish)
Lineage: Eukaryota; Metazoa; Chordata; Actinopteri; Syngnathiformes; Syngnathidae
Gene: plcxd2
Product: phosphatidylinositol-specific phospholipase C, X domain containing 2
Exons: 8
Coding region: 12-983 (323 amino acids)
Biological process (GO): lipid metabolic process
Molecular function (GO): phosphoric diester hydrolase activity
Source: RefSeq, a predicted model, not a curated record